Molecule: messenger RNA, 402 nt
Organism: Phyllostomus discolor (pale spear-nosed bat)
Lineage: Eukaryota; Metazoa; Chordata; Mammalia; Chiroptera; Phyllostomidae
Product: PEST proteolytic signal-containing nuclear protein-like
Exons: 1
Coding region: 1-402 (133 amino acids)
Biological process (GO): proteasome-mediated ubiquitin-dependent protein catabolic process; protein ubiquitination
Cellular component (GO): nucleus
Source: RefSeq, a predicted model, not a curated record
AUGGAAGGGAAAGUUGCAGUCACAGCGCUGAGAAGCGAUCAACUGAAGAAGCUGCCAACAAAGCCUACAAAGAUCUCCCAGUCUGGGUUUGCCAUGGGCAGUCAGACGACGGAGAAAGCCUCAGCCAUAUCCGCCAAACUUGGGUGGAGUAAACCUAAAGAAACAGCUCCAACUCUUGCUCCAAACACCCUUUCACUAGCAGGAGCUUUGAGUGAAGAUGAAGAUCCAGAGGAAAUGCCCCCAGAAAGGAAGAUGAGGAUUAAGAAUUCUGGAAGCGAUGCACCAACAUCAGCAGGAGCAAACUCCUCUAACGAAGGAAAACAUGGGUUUUCUGAUAACCAGAUGCUAUGGGAGGGAAACAUAAAAUUUCAUUUUGGCAACGUCCAUGACCCACACAAUUAA